AUGAUGUCCAUUUUACGCGUCAGUGAGAGCUUGCCCUCUCAUGUGAGUCGGCCUGCCUGGCCGAGGCCCGGUUCGACCAGCAUACUGGAAGGGGGGGCCGGUGCUGGCUCAGACAGCUACGGAGAGACGGGCCAUCAGGGCGAGGACGGGGAUGCUCUGGCAGCAGAAUUCCACGCGAUUCUCCUGGAUGGUCAACCCGACCAGGUGAUGGAUGCGCUGCUGGAUCCUCGAUUCAGAGGCCUGGUCGGGUCAAUGUCCCCCAGCGCCUUCGUGGAGGCCUUGCACGUGCUUUCCCCGGCCUAUUUCAUAGUCCCGUAUCGACAGAUCCAUCAUGCACUUCAUCCGUGGGCUGUUCAAGUCAAGCGUCUCAGGCCGCUGCCGGCAAUCUUUGACGAGUUCGCCGGCAAUCUUGCGGCAAUUCUCCAAAUCAGGCACUCUGCAGGCCAUGCCUUGGGGCUGGCCGAGUACACACACCUUCUCGAUUGCGCCCGCUCGAUGGGCGAUGCCACCAUGGCCGGCGAGGUCUGGGGUAUGAUCAGGGAGGAUGGGCUGGUGCCGGAUGUCCAGUGCUAUAACCAUUACAUGGAGGCAAAGGUCUGGGAGGGCUUGUAUCUCGGUAAAGCGAGGUAUCGCACACGAAUGACUCCUUACUUGUAUCGAAAACGAGGUUUCUGGACACCUAACCCCGGCUGGGAGGGGUACGGUACGGGUCGCCGGAGUGUGAGAAAGUCGGUGCUGGAGAUAAUGGACGAGAUGACGCGGGAGGGGACCGCCGGGGAUGUGGCCACCUUCACCAAUGUGAUCCUUGCGGCAAGCCGUGUCGGCCAUGUGCAAGGCAUGAAGAAUGUGCUGCGAUCAGUCUGGAACAUUGAUGUCGAUGUUUCUCUGACCUCGGCGCCCCAGGCGACUCCAUACGACCGCUCCUCUCCGCUGUACCCCACAAACGACUUGCUGCACGCCAUAGCUCAUGCGUUCGGUACAAAUAACGAUAUCCCCACUGCGCUGCGACUGAUAGAAUUUCUCUCGAGCAGAUACGGCCUUGCUAUUCCGGAGACAGUUUGGCUGGAGUUGUUCGAGCGAGCCUUUGUUUUGUGUCGCCCGAAAUUUGGCGAGGAUGCCGAACGACGGAGAAAAGGCCAAGUCUCUUUUGAUUCCGUGCGAAACAUGUUCAAAACAAUGACAGGCGCCCCGUUCAAUGUGCGUCCAACAAUCAAGGUGCAUCAAAGCCUCGCCAAGAUUGCAUGGGAUAGUUGCCGCCUGCGGGAGUUUCAAAACCAUAUGCAUGCGGCCUAUGACAUCCUGGAGCAGACAAGGAAGCAAUGCAGGGCUGCGAGAUUGGUGCUGGAACCCUACCUAGGAUACGCCCAGAGGCGGAAAUCGCGUGCUGACCCGGCGGAACUCCAGUCGCGAGAAUUUGCAGAUGCGGUGCAUAGAUAUGAUGUUCUUCGACUGCGCACUGCUCAGGAAACCAAUACACUUGAGAGUCUCGCAAAGCUCCUGCUGAUUAGAAGGCGCUGGGCGGACCAUGACAACCCAGUAUGGGAGCGAAGACUUCUUCCGCGGAUGCUUGAGGAAUGGCAAGACUUCCUUCCAGAGUCUACUGUAUGUCACACUCACGGGGGGAUCGUCCAAUUUCGUGGGCGGACCUUUUGGGGCGAAUCUUCGCGUACUGAUACCGAGUUGGAUAACGAGGCGAGACUAGAUGAUCGUUACUUCUGGAGGAGGCGUCUGCAAUCAAUGCCGCAUAUUGAAAUGACCUCCGCGCCACUGAAACGGCUUUUCGGUCCCGUUCUUAGAUACCACGAAGCAUAUGAGCAUGAGGACGUGUAUGACCCAGCUAUCGAAGAUCCCGGCCACGAAUAUGACGAAUCAUAUGAGCAUGAUGCUGCUGAUGAACCUGCUACCUUUCGGGGGGAAGGAUCCGGUCACACUGGCAAGAUUCCGCGCCCUCUCGCACCAAAACGCCAAACAUAUGAACCUGAUGAUACUUUCCACACCGUGCCUGGAGCUCCAUCAUUGGUUUGAUCUUCUCCUUCUUUCUUUCUUUUCUUUCUCCUUUCCGCCUCUCGGCUCACAACUCGUGCCCCGAAGAACAAGUCUUCUAAGCCUCCGAGGCUAAACAACGUAAACCACAUCAUGUGCUAUUUCCAGUUGUCAGUUAUGAACCCUUAUGAUUGCACUAUCCUGUUUAUUACCUGAGCGG
Molecule: messenger RNA, 2203 nt
Organism: Aspergillus heteromorphus CBS 117.55
Lineage: Eukaryota; Fungi; Ascomycota; Eurotiomycetes; Eurotiales; Aspergillaceae
Exons: 3
Coding region: 1-2025 (674 amino acids)
Source: RefSeq, a predicted model, not a curated record